AUGCGGGUUCUCAUCCACAAUACCAGCUACGCUUUCGGAAUCGGCAUUGGCUCCGCGGACGCCACGGUGACGAAAGAUCCAGAGCAUGAUCUUCAUUUCUUGGGGCUCUACCACGGCGGUCACAGCACAAAUGUCUGCGCCUAUGCAAGAAGAACUCACUCAUGCGGAGGUACUGGUGAUUGGCGCGCCUCUACGAAGCUGGCAGUGCUUCUGGACCUUGAAAAUGGAACCAUGCAGUGCUACCAAGACCUGCAGCCCUUUGGCAACAAGGUUACGAUCAAGCGCGACAAAUACUGGCCUAUGGUGGUCUUGUGGAAUGAAGUAGAUGAUGUGAGCAUUGCCGUAGAUUACUUGUAA
Molecule: messenger RNA, 357 nt
Organism: Symbiodinium necroappetens
Lineage: Eukaryota; Dinophyceae; Suessiales; Symbiodiniaceae
Source: the annotation of a GenBank genome assembly